GGUCUAAAUAUGUCCCAGGACGCGCUCUGACAUGCCACAAGAACUGAUUCGACUAUACUCCAGCCACCAGAGCGGGUCCAGCAUCACUAUGCAGCUCAGAAAGUCCAUCCGGCCCCCUCAACGGUACGACUCUGAUAACUUCUAUCAACUGACUCAGCGUCCCUUACGCGAGAUACAUACUCCAGAGCGGAUUCCAUAUAUCGAUUACAACCCUGACCUCCCCCCUGCCGCGUUUCCAACCUUGGAUAGACCCCGUCCAGCUGGUGAAACCAGCCAGAAGAAACCCACUGCAGGAAGAACGCGACAGGAUGGUACUGAUGAAAAAUAUACGACUCGCUCCAGGGUGCAGAACCAGAAUGCCCCUCCUCAAAACCAACAUAGCGCAAACGACCAGAAGGCUAUGGCUGUCGUCGACUAUGAAGACAUGUCGAUUGACGAAUUGGAUAACCGUAUGGCGAGUAAUGGAGAGUUCAAUCCAGUUUAUAUGAAGAAUAUGUCAGUCAUGGCCAGUUUGGAUCCGAAUAGCGUGUUUACAGACAGGGAUUUGGAUGACAGUACUCCCGAGGAUACCAAACAGCGUGAAGUAUCUACUAAUUCAAGACCAGCACGGACCUCCCAUUCUGAGUGGGGCUACCUUGCGCCUAGGCUUCAAGUCGAAAUUUUCAGUAACAUACUUCAAAAGCAUGAGUGGUCAAGAGCCUGCCAUUUACUUGGGCUGACCCGGGAAGAGCGAGUUGAGAUCCAAGAACACAUCACUCGUCGUAAUAUGCAGAUUGAGAUGGAAAAUGCGCAGCUGAAAGAGAUGCGGGAGAAGCAGCACCGGGCACUUCUCCGAAUUGAUAAUACCACCCUCAGAUCUAGCAGGGUUCCGCAUCAACUCGUGUUCCGCAAGAUUUCUCGACAAUACACGCGUAAGCUGAGAGAACGUAUUCAAUAUGAUUACUUUCUAUGCAAUGCUGGUGAGCUCUUGGACGCUAGGCAGUUUCUGCUCAAACGUGAACUCGAUCGGAGGUACGCUGGGGAAUGGAGCAACAGUGAGGUUAUUCUGCAAACGCCUGUAGCUCAUCUGAAGCUGGAGACUUGGCCUUGGGACUGGGGAGAACGCAUGGAAUUUGAAUUGGAGUCUCCAGCGGUAAUAAAACCAUCUCUCCCAAAUGAGCACGGGUUCAGCACAAACUCCAACAGGGAAUCCGACAGCCACAACUCCGCGGACGCUAUCAAAUUAUCGAGGGCAAGGGAGAAUUCUAUCAAAGAAGCCAACAGAACAGGUACUAUCAACCCUGCCGAUCUUCAGAUUUCCAAGGGUGACAUGAUUAUCUCCCCAAGAUGGUCAGAACCCAGACCCUCCGCCAAUAAAAGUGGGGAACUGAACGUCGAACCAGACUCCCAAGAGAGCGGGCUGGUCCAUUUCAGAAUAGGUUCGGGGCGAGCCGCCAAAGUUCGGCAUUAUGAAGAAUUGAGCACCAACCACGAGCCUGAGCUGCCUCGCCUCCCACUUAGGUAUGACCCGAUGCUCGCGUCGUCAUCGCAGCAUUUGGCGGGCUACGACAACAGUAUCGUUGACCACGAGACAACUGACCUUGGCUUUCAUCAGCGGCCUUGUAGCACGGAUCCAUUUUCUCAGUUUUCACAACCCCUGGAGAGGGCUCUUGGGGGAUGUUGGUCAAACGGCUUUUCAGGGUCCAAUUUAAAUUCCCGGCUUGCUUCAUCUACGAGUUUCAUGCAAAGAUUAGAAGUGGCGCAGUCACAAGCACAGGGAGAGCGCGAAAAGCAUGGGAACAGCGAAGUGCUUUCGGGAAGCCGCACCGUAUCCAACGCGGAACCACCACGCACUGUGACAAUACCUGGAAGUAAACCAUGCCUUGCGGGCGAUUCAAACGAAGCCGUCAUAGAAGGGAAGCUCCCACCGCCACCAUCGCAUUCCGGAACGAGUGGUGGAAUAGCGGGAAAUCUAGAUGAGUCCUGGACAAUGGUCCCCACAUCAGACGGCCCGAGUGAGUUUCAGACUCACGAAUCUGAAUAUUAUUCAGAAGAUACCCCCAUAAGCACUCCCGAUUCGAGCUCUUCCGCGUGUGACGAGAUCCAACCGACGGGAACUGUCCAGAAUCGCAUUCAGACAUCCGACAGCGAGUAUGUCGACAAUGAGGAACCUGAAGAUGAAAUGGUUCUCCUGCCAACCUGAAUUGGUAAUGAUAUUUUGACCUUUGGUACGGAGUAAAUAGCCAUAUUGAAACUGAACGUAUUACGCUGUGCAUGGAUUACGAGGUGAACGUCCAAAUUCGCAAGACCAGGAACCCAUAUGGAUGAGCAAAUUGUGACGGAAAUUGAGAUCUAAAUGCCUAUUUCACUGUUAUUUUUUCACCUUUUCGAAUAUCGUCUGCGUUUCUUGUUUAUGUCCACGAUCAAUGCCCUGUUAGCUUGUUGGGACGCAGGAGAAAAAUAAAUAAAUAAAUAAAAGUAAAAAAAUAAAAUUAAACGCCAGGCUCUUUGUUCAUAGUAUGACUGGAAUGAUGAAUAAUAGAGUAGAAUAGACAAGAAACAAGGGAUAAUAUAAAAUAAAG
Molecule: messenger RNA, 2561 nt
Organism: Monascus purpureus
Lineage: Eukaryota; Fungi; Ascomycota; Eurotiomycetes; Eurotiales; Aspergillaceae
Source: the annotation of a GenBank genome assembly